AUGUCGUCUGUUAGAACGCUUGAUGCACAAUCUGUCCACAAAUUAUGCUCAAGUCAAGUCGUUGUUACGCUGGGUAUUGCUAUAAAAGAACUUAUUGAGAAUUCAAUUGAUGCGGAGGCCACGAAAAUCGAGAUAAGACUGAAGAACUAUGGUUCGGAUUCAAUUGAAGUUGUAGAUGACGGUUUAGGCAUAGAUGAGGCCGAUUUUGAAACUCUUGGUAAAAGCCAUAGUACCUCAAAAAUCCAGGAUUUCAAUGACAUUUCAAAAACCAGCUCUUUUGGAUUUCGUGGUGAGGCUAUCUUUUCUCUGUGUCAAGUAGCUGAUGUUACUAUACAUACCAGGACUGAACGGGCAAAAGUCGGUACUCGGUUAGAAUUCACUAAUUCGGGAGGAUUAAAAUCUCGUCGCCCCUUAGCACGCAGUCGAGGCACCACUGUCUGUGUUGAAAGAUUGUUUCACACCCUCCCUGUUCGCAGGCGUUAUCUCACCGAUCGGACUCGUUUGUCGAAGGAAUUUUCUCAAGCCAUUGCUCUCAUCUCGAGUUACUGCCUCAUGGUAACUGGCGUUCAGUUGGUCUGUUAUCGAAUCGAUAGGAAGGGAACAAAAACGUUAGUUGUUUCCAACAUGGAAGGGGAAUUGGUUUCGUCGAAUAUUGCGGCAGUCUAUGGUCAAGCCCAGAGAUUUCAGCUUGAAUCUCUAGUGGAAAUCACCAAUGACUUUGUGGUUACCGAUGAACUUAAGGAGGAAUACAAAGUGAAGCUUUCAGCCGAGGAGUUAGAUGAAAUCAGAAUCUUCGGUUUCAUAUCGAUGCCCCCGAUGGGCAGCACUAACGUUGUCGGCAGGUCCUCUGCAGAUCGACAGUUUGUCAGCAUCAAUGGUCGUCCCUGUGACUUUCCGCAGUUCACUCGUCUCGCCACGGAUGUCUGGCGUCGUUGUUGCCGCGAGUCUCUGUUUUCGAAGUCGCAGUCGCUUGGGAUGCCCUCGCGAAGCACCACAUCCGCUUUCCCGGUCCUUGUUCUCCUCAUUAACUUACCCAGAGCUAAGGUUGACGUGAAUCUGUCACCGGACAAGCGGCAGCUCCUUCUGCACUGGGAGCGCGCUGUGGUGAUGAAACUGAAGGCCGCUCUCACUGCCACACUGGUCCGCGUCGACGGGGAGCAGAGCAUCGCCAACCUCCCCGUCUCCUCGUCGACGGCGGCGGCGGUGGCAACGGCAUCGGAGGCAGCCGUGGGACUUACCCAACAGCCCCCCAUCUCAGCUCACCUCCCUCCACAACCUGAGUCUUCAUCCCAGAACGGCAAAAAACCGCGACUUUCCACGCCCUCUUCGAGUCCGAUUGCCUCUCAGAAGCCUGUCUUCUCCAGCGACUCGGCGAGACGAAACUACAACAGGCAUUUGCCUCUGCUCAACCGUGAAAGCGUUCGCGUGGAAUUCUCUGUGGGACGUCUGCUGAAGUACUGGGCGGCAAGGGGUAGCUCAGAUGUACUGGUGGAAACUCCUUCGACUGGUGAGUUUCACGCGAAUCUGACGGAGUCAGCGGCUCAGUCGGAACUGACUUCAAUUUUUCGAAAGGAAUGGUUCAGGGAUAUGCGUGUGAUCGGGCAAUUUAACAAGGGCUUCAUUGUGUGCCAACAUGAAGAGGACCUUUUCAUUGUUGACCAGCACGCCAGUGACGAGAAACAUCGCUUCGAGAACCUUUGCGCCAACCACCAGUUCACCAGCCAACCCCUCGUUGUACCGCAACGACUCGUUCUAAACGCAGUGCAGGAACACUUACUGGAGGAAAACAUGGAUGUCUUCUCUGAAUCGGGAUUUAUCUUUUCUACCGAUGAAAACGCCCCUCUCGGCCAACGCUUUCACCUCAUCUCGGCGCCUAUGAGUGAGGGCAAAGUUUUUGGCCUUGCAGACAUUGAAGAGAUGCUUUUCGUGCUGUCUGAGAGUCUGUCCCGAAAUUGUCGUCCCUCUCGACUACGUGACAUGUUGGCCUCUCGUGCCUGUCGGAGCGCCGUCAUGAUCGGCACCGUUCUUGACCACAAGCAGAUGGCUCGAAUUGUGUCCAACAUGAGUACAAUGGAGCAUCCUUGGAAUUGUCCCCACGGGAGGCCAACGAUGCGGCAUCUCUUUCAUCUUGGCAGAUUGCGUCAGUUGGAGCAAAGAUAG
Echinococcus granulosus is the source of this 2160-nucleotide messenger RNA. RefSeq names its product Mismatch repair endonuclease PMS2. Gene Ontology annotation, biological process: mismatch repair. The record is from RefSeq and is a predicted model, not a curated record. NCBI's taxonomy places the organism in Eukaryota, Metazoa, Platyhelminthes, Cestoda, Cyclophyllidea, Taeniidae. Gene Ontology annotation, cellular component: MutLalpha complex. Bases 1 to 2160 code for a protein of 719 amino acids. The transcript has 16 exons. Gene Ontology annotation, molecular function: ATP-dependent DNA damage sensor activity; ATP binding; mismatched DNA binding.